AUGUACAUGUACUUUUUCUAUUUUGGACUAUUCCUGAAAGUGAAAUGUGAUGACUAUAAACUUUCCAUUCUCAUUUUUCCCGAAGAUGAAUUCAAAGAACAAGUUGGAUUGGUUACGGUAGGGGCUCUCUCUUUUUGGGACCCUUUUCUAGAUCUAGAUUUCCAGAGUGCGUUUAUUGAGGUUUUUGGAAGUUCGAAAUAUAUAAUAUCAGAUCAUUCAAUUGAACCAAUAUAUAUAGAUGCGAGAAACCCAUUAAAUCGUCUAGAAAUGACCCAAAAUAUAGUUUGUGGUGAAAUGUUGAGUUCAUCACUAGCCUCGGUGAUUUAUUCCUCAUCAGUUUCAAUUUCUCCAACCUCAUUUCUCCGACUUGUCUCAUCUACAACUUAUGCGUUAUCAUUAUAUAAUUUACCAGUGAUUGGUGUUAUGGUUCGAGAUGCAGAGUUCAGCAAAAAACAUAUUUAUCCGAAUUUUAUCCGAACCACAGCUUCUUUGUCUGAUGAAGCAUAUGUGUUUCUUCAUUUACUUUUACGUCUUCAAUAUCGACAAGUUGUUGUUUUAAGUAUCAAGGGAGAUAUAAAUGGCGAACAAUUUGUGGAGGAAUUUGAGAAUCGAAGAGUUGGAUUUAAAAUAAUUGUUCAACAAUAUAUUCAAAUUGAGUUGAAGGGGAAUUUGAAAGAGAAUUUGGCGGAAAGUUUUGAGGAAGUUACGUCGAAUAUUAUUGUUUUGUUUGCGAAGUGAGUUUUUUGGGUUGAAUGGCCCGGAGAUUAUGAGCACUUUAAAAAAUUGAUGAAUGAAACUCAAAAUGAACUUACUUACUUCACAACAAAAUUGAAGUUGAACAUAAUCAUUGCUCCUUUUCUGCCAAACUCGAUGAACGCGUUAUUCUUGAGUUCUUUUCGAGCCAAGAAAACUGAAAUUUAGUAAUAAAUUAGGUGAAAUAGUAAUGCGAUCCAUAAAAAUAAAAAAAAUACACUAAAAUUAGCCUUUUAUGGUAAAAACAACGAAAAACUGUCUCAAAACGGAAAAAAAGAAAAAUAAGUUGAAAUUUUAUUGCGCUAAACAACAGGCAGGCGCACAAACGGAGUGACGUACUAAAAACCGGGCGCUUUAUAUAAAUUCCAGAAAAACUGAAAAAAAUAAAUGAUAAAUGUGGCCGAGAAAUGUCGGGAAUUCGGCCAAAGCAACAAACGCGCUCCACCAAUGAGAAUUUUUGCAACAUUGGAGCGAGUUUGUUGCUUUGGCCGAAUUCCCGACAUUUAUCGGCCACAUAUAUCUUUUCAUUUUAUGUUCAACUUCAAUUUUUUUGUGAAGUAAGUGCGUUUUGAGUUUAAUUCAUCAAUUUUUCAAAGUGCUCAUAAUUUCCGUUUAAAACCCAUUCAAUUAAUUAACAGAAAAGAAGACGCUGUUCAAAUUUUCGACAACGCUGGUGAUCUAACCGGAAAAGGUAAAGUUUGGAUUGUCAGCGAACGUGCCGGAUAUGCUCAUAACGUUCCAAAUGGUUCACUCGGCUGCAGUCUUGUUCAACAACCUUUGUCCGUUCUUCGAGACAGUUUCCAGAUUUUAAAAUCUGCUUUUGAUAUUGUUUUAUCGAACUCGACAAUCAUUCCACCUUAUAAAUGUAACACAACAAUUGAUAAAACAUGGAGUGAAGACGAUGCUCCAAUGUUGUUAAAAGAAAUAUGUGAGACUUCGAUUACCGGUGUUCAUUUCAAUGAAAAAUGUGAGCGAAUUGGAGUGGCUUAUUCAAUUAUCAAUUUUUAUGGGAAACAAAACAAAGUUGGUAGUAUGGUAGGUCAUUUUUUCAAACGAAUUGAAUAUAAUUGAUCUCCGAAUAGAUUGGAAGCGAAUUGCAACUUUCUGAACAUUUAAUCGAAUGGGCUGGAGAAUCGAAACCUCUCGAGAUAACUCUCCCAAAACAUUUGAGAGUGGUCACCGUCGCUGAUCCCCCAUUCGUUUAUACAAUCCCAAUCGAAAAUUUGGAACUAUGCCAAGAAUUGGGUAACGAACGAAUCCCUUUGAGUAAUUAUGCAAAUGAUGAUAUUGAUGUUCCUGGUCCCUGGUAUCCCUGUCCAAUGAAAACAUCAAAUGAGACUAUGUUUUAUUGUUGUGCUGGAUUAGCUAUCGAUUUGUUGAGUAAUUUAUCGCCAUCUGAAGUGAAUGCAAGUAUCGAUACCAGUUUUACAUUUUCGAUUCAUUUGAAUGAAUCUUAUGGGGUGAUACAAGCAGCCGAAACGGUAGGUUUUCGAAGGAAAGUUCCCCACACGACCAUUUACUCCAAUUGCCCCUCGGGUCAGACGAGAGACGACGGGAGAAAAUAUGUGUCCCUUUGAAAGAAUACCACAUUUUGUUUAAAGGAACACAUGAAAAUAUCUCGAAGCGAAAUACAUUUACUCUCGUCGUCUCGCGUCUGACUCAACGGGCGCCUUUGAGGUCUAGAAUUUGAAAUAUUUCUGAUUACCUUGUCAGAUCGGUCUGAGCAUCGGUGGAGUGAUUGGUGAACUCGAUGCAGAUACAGCAGAUAUGGCGAUCGGAGGAAUCACAAUAAAUCCGGAGCGAGAACGAAUUGUUGAUUUCAGCGAGCCUUGGUUGUAUCAUGGUAUUCGGAUUCUCGAGAAAAAUAUACCUCGAGACUCCCCGAUGCAAUCAUUUCUUCAACCACUUCAAUCCUCUCUCUGGACAGCACUCUUCAUUUCUGUCCUUCUUGUUGGACUCGCCAUCUUUUUCCUCGAUUUCAAGAGUCCUUUUGAUCGAUUUUAUCAAAUGGAUCGAAAAAUGAAUGAGGAUUUGUUCGGGGAAGGAGAUGCUGAUAAAGAUGACAAUGUGAAUUUUAAUGAGGCAAUGUGGUUUGUAUGGGGAGUAUUGUUGAAUAGUGGAGUUUCGGAAAGUGAGUUCGCGUUUAUUUUUUUUGUUGAAAAUAUACAUAAAAAAUUCAGAAACGCCUCGAAGUUGUUCUGCGCGUGUUCUUGGAAUUGUUUGGUGUGGAUUUUGUAUGAUAAUGGUAGCAUCUUACACAGCAAAUCUAGCUGCUUUUCUUGUGUUAGAUCAGCCAGAGAAGGGUUUAACAGGAGUAACUGAUCCAAGGGUAAGUGCUUAAUUUAAGAAAUUAAUUUUUAAAUUUUUAAAAAAAAAAUUUCAGCUCAGAAAUCCAAGCGCAAAUUUUUCAUUUGGCACAGUUCUCAACUCAAACGUCUACCAAUAUUUCAAGCGACAUGUUGAAUUAUCAUCAACGUUUCGGAAAAUGGAACCUCACAAUGUUCACAAAGCUUCAGAAGCUGUGCAUUCAUUGUUGAAUGGAUCACUAGAUGCAUUUAUUUGGGAUUCAACUCGUCUGGAAUUCGAGGCUGCCAGGCAUUGUGAUUUGAGGACAAGGGGUUCGCUUUUUGGUAGAAGUGCGUAUGGAAUUGGAUUGCAGAAGAAUAGUCCUUGGACACCGCAUAUAACACAAGCUAUUUUGAGAAUGUCAGAGAGUGAGUUACGAAGGUUGAGGCUCAGGAAAAAAUUCCUUUUUCCAAAAUUUCCAAACAAAAAAAAAUUAUUAAAAAAUUUUUUUUAAAUUUCUCCACCUGACCUCUCCUCAAAAAAACAAGUUCAGGUGGAGUUAUGGAAACUCUCGACAGAAAAUGGAUUGAUAUCAGCGAUACGUGUGUUGUCGAAGUUCACAAAUCUCCAGCUCGACUUGGUCUUGUCAACAUGAAAGAUAUUUUCAUUCUUGUUUCAACUGGAGUUUUGUCAGGAGUAUUUUUCAGUUUCAUCGAAGUCACUUAUGGACGAUGGCUGGCUGAAAAAGGGUAGAGUUCUGAACGUUCCACUUGACGUUGAGAAUAAAAUGAUUUUCUAGACGCCGUCGUGUCAUAGUCUUACGGUAUUUCAAAAAAUGGCACGAUAUGACUGCAUCUUCAAGACGAUUGAAAUAUGAUUUAUCACGACCGAUUAUUCGAAGAGGGUUUUCUGGCCUGGAGCGAUGUACAUUUGGAGAAAUUCGAGAAAAGCGACAGAUUCGCGGUUUGCCGAUUGCGAGAAUCGAUGAAUAUUGUUUUUGGCCAGAUUUGGAUUUUUGUGAAAAACCUGUUGUUUUGUUCUGCUCACGGUGUAGGGUAUGUUUUGAAUUUCUAUACAAAAAAUAUGAUCUGGGGUGAAUUUUGGACUACGAGAGGACUUCUCAGAGAUACAGUGCUUUUAAAAAUGUUCAAAUGUUGAUGAAUGAUCACUUACUUCACAAAAAAUUGAACAAAUUAAAAAAACACGCUAUUUUAAAAAAGAAGAAGAGCGUCCAAAUCGAGAGAAAGGACAGAGACGCGAAAAACUCCCUUUAAGGAGGCAUGCGAAGCAAUUUCUACAGUAGUUUUACGAAAAUCUGUUUGUUCGUGUCGAGAAACGAGCGUCUUUUUCUCUGCGCCACUCUCUCGAUAUGGACAGCCAAAAAUAGCGUGAAAAAAUGAAAAAAUAACUGAAAAAAUAAAAUAUAUGUGGCUGAACUAUUCUGAUGGCCGAGAAAUUUCGGGAAUUCGGCCAAAGCAACAAACUCGCUCCAAUGUUGCAAAAAUUCUCAUCGUUAGAGCGCGUUUGUUGCUUUGGCCGAAUUCCCGACAUUUCUUGGCUGAACGCGCUGAAAAAAAGACACAUAAAAUUCAAACGUGCCGCUUGUUCGCUAGAGCGCGCUUUCCUCGACAUUCUCUCGUAUCCUCGUGGCAGUUUUCAAUUUUUUGGGGAUACACGCUGCUAGAAAUAGUGCGAAACUUCAUUUUUGCCCGCAAUCCCCCUUUAAAAGUUCAAAAACUCACAAUAAACAUCACCAAGUCCAAAUCGAGCGAUUUUUCCGGCGAGCUGUAUUGAUUGCGGAGCAUUUUUCUGGAAAAAAAACGAUGCGGUGUUGGAUUGUCGAAUAACCACGUCGACCCAACUGCUGCAAUGGGUGUACGGUUUUUCGAGUUUUCCGCGAAGUGCUACGAGAAAAAACCUCAACUAGAAUUCAUGAAACUCCUUAUUUCCAUAGAUUUUAACAUGCUGAUCACGAAUAUGAAAUCAGUUUUCAAAAUGGUUCAGUAGUUUUCUUGCAUUUUGAUGCAUUCUGUCUCACACUCAUUGCAGCAGUUUGUUCUUUAGUGGGUCGACGUGUAACAGUCAGCGAAGCAAAAACAAAGAAAAAAAUGAAUAAAAAAUCGAUUUUUUGGUUGGCGCGUCGAAAAAAUAAAAUUUCGCGGGCAGGUUUUGAAUUUUUUGUGUGUUGCGUGUCAAGACGCAGUUGUCAAUUGCAAUGUUCCUUUGAAUGAUACCGUACCACACAAACGUUUUUUUUCGGUUUUUUUCAUUCAUCAAUAUUUGAACAUUUUUGCGGGGCCAUUUAAGAUCCCUGAUUUUUUUAAAUUCGGAGCUCAGAAGCUAAACUAACACCCAAAAACAAUCAAAAAUGUUACAGAAUAUAGUGGAAACCGAUGUCCAUCGUGAAACCGGCCUUUUCGCAAUUCUAUCAUGUUUUUUAUUCGCCAUUCUAUUUCUCUGGCCCUGUUCUCCACUUCCAUGUUUUCUCAAUUCUUUUAGUGAUUUUGUCCAUAUUUGUCCGUUAUGCUCUCAUCGAAUUGGAAGAUUACGAAGAGCUCGAGGCGCUAAAUUUUAUGUUUGA
Messenger RNA from Caenorhabditis angaria, 5620 nucleotides. The record is from the annotation of a GenBank genome assembly. Lineage: Eukaryota; Metazoa; Nematoda; Chromadorea; Rhabditida; Rhabditidae.